ACCUGACCGGACAACAUACGACGGAGGACGGAAUCGAGCAGUACAGUUUGUGUCCUGUGUGUGAUCUUCGCGUCAGUCUCUCCAUUAUUAUUUGCUCUCGUGCGUAUACAAUUUCUCGUCAUCGUCGCCGCCACCAUCACCACCAUCAUCUAGUUGACGCUGCUGUGUUAGGGUUCGAGACUGUCACUCGUUGAUAAACGAGCUACUGCGCUUUAUUUUCUCCUGUUCCGCGUGGCUAACCUAAUUUUUUGUAACUCGUACAGUGGAAGUCCGCAUAUUCACCAGACACCGUCGGUGAAUCUCAAAGAGAGCGACGUUACAACGACAUUGUGUAUUCAAUUAAACCAAGAACCAAGUAUCCAACAAGAUAACAAGAUGAAUGACCAACAACAGCAAUUACCUAAAUGCGAUAGCAUUGAUCAAACAAAUCUGAUAAUUAACUAUUUGCCACAGAGCAUGACUGAGAAGGAGCUUUACAGUAUGUUUGUAACCAUUGGUGCAGUCGAAUCUUGUCGAAUAAUGAAAGAUUACAAGACUGGAUACAGUUAUGGUUUUGGAUUUGUAAAUUAUGCAAAAGCUGAACAUGCAGCCGCUGCUAUCAGUACGUUGAAUGGCCUCCAGGUCCAAAAUAAAAGACUCAAAGUCUCUUUUGCUCGACCAUCUGGAGAGGAGAUUAAAGAAACUAAUCUCUAUGUCACAAACUUACCAAGGAACAUCACAGAAAAACAGAUUGAAGAUAUGUUCAGUCAGUUUGGUCAAAUCGUCCAGAAAAACAUACUCAAAGACAAGUUUACGGGAUUACCACGAGGAGUCGCCUUUGUGAGGUACGACAAACGCGAAGAAGCGCAAGAUGCCAUAAACACCCUCAAUGGUACGAUACCAGAAGGCGGCUCCGAGCCUCUUUGUGUCAAAAUUGCCGAAGAACAUGGCAAGCAAAAGGCUGCCUACUAUGCUGGUUGGCAAGCUGGAUACAAUCAGAGCCGUGACCCGGCGCGCGUUACAGGUGGCGGCGUUGUGGGCCGUGGCCGAGGUGGUUACGGAGGCGUGCCGCCGAUUGGUAUGGGACUCGGGGCCGGUGUCGGCCUAGCAACGGGCGGACCCCCGGGUGCUAUGAUAGCCGGGCGCGGUGGCUUCGGCGGACCAAGGGGAGCCGGCACUGGAGCCGGCCAUCACGGCUUCGGAGGCGGUCCCGGAGCCGUGCGCAUGGAGAAGCUGCACCCGCAUCGCUUCAACCCCUUGGGAAUGAGUGGAGCCGCGGCUAGUGCGGCCGGAGGUGCUAGCGCGUCCGGUGGCUACGCCCCGCAACAUUUCUGGUGACGGACCAAUAUCAUUGGCAGCGACUGUGUGCAGCAGCAGGUGCCGGCUAGUGUUCUAGUCGGCGAGUUUUAGUAAAUUCAAGAAUGUGGCAAUGUGUUCCGAAUCAGCGACCUGGAGUUAGUCUGUGUCCACAAUGCAGAGGGACAGUUUUCAUUUCCUUAUUAGCCGCCUGCCUGCGUCCGUCCGUCGAUGCUUAUUCAAAUAUUUAGUUGCAAACAGGAUAAUACUUAUAAGCGACAAGUUUUUUUUUUCUUCCUUUCCCCUUUCUCUCUUUCUUUCUUUCUCAUUAUCCAUAAGCGCACAGAAGACCAUCUAGAUGCACGUACGAUCAUUUUUUUGUCGCAUUUCUUCAUCUUCUCUUUCAAUUUUCUCGCGUAAACCAAGCGACAGACUAUAGAGCUAAGUAUUCUACUCGUUGUGGAUUCGUCUUUUUGUACUCUUAGUCGGAGCAGUUUAACGAUGAACGGCCGAGGCGGGAUCGAAGCGUCUCGUUAAAUGAAUUUUUACUGUUAGAAAUUUCGAUAAAGAGAAAAAAAAA
Molecule: messenger RNA, 1855 nt
Organism: Copidosoma floridanum
Lineage: Eukaryota; Metazoa; Arthropoda; Insecta; Hymenoptera; Encyrtidae
Product: sex-lethal homolog
Cellular component (GO): nucleus; ribonucleoprotein complex
Molecular function (GO): mRNA binding
Source: RefSeq, a predicted model, not a curated record